Messenger RNA from Chironomus riparius, 502 nucleotides. The record is from the annotation of a GenBank genome assembly. NCBI's taxonomy places the organism in Eukaryota, Metazoa, Arthropoda, Insecta, Diptera, Chironomidae.
UUGAAUAGUUUCUGAACACACAAAAUCAACAAAAACAACAACAUGUCAUCGGCAGAAGACAACUUUUUACUAAGCAGUGAGAAUCUACGUGCAUCCCCAGAACUAUGGCCUGAAAAGAUUCCUGGAAGUGAUAAUUACAUAAAGACUGUUGGAAAACUUGCAAAGGAUGGCGAGAAUGGCUUGACUCAAGAUGAUAUUAGGAAUAUUUACCAGCUCGGAAGUUUACCAAAGACUGAAAUUGUAGCUGAAAUAAGACGAUUGUAUGAUGAAGGAUAUCAGUUGGGUGUUGAGGAGGCAAAGGAAGUGACGAGAGGCAAAUAUCUUAAUAUAUUCACAUCCAAUGCACCACUAUUAAAGAGGAAAUGAGCAUAAACGAUAGAUUUAGAGGUCAUUAAUAGAUUUUUCACUGUACUUUUUAUUAAAACAUAAAAUUACAUCCUUCUUUCUGCUUUCUCAAAAAAAAAAUAAUAUUUACAAAGAAGAAAAUAAUAAAAAAUACAUA